UUGAUUAACUAACACAAGAAGUAUAGUUAUCUUCAUAUUCGGUUUAGGUUUGAAACUACUUUAGUUGGUGACUAGUGAUAUUCAAGAAAUUGUUAUAUUUAAUUUAAAACCGAUGUUUCAUACUUUCCUAGUGGUUUUAAUAUGUAUAUUUUUUAAUUAGUAACAUCCUUUGUGUAGUGCUUUGGUUUUAUUGAAAUUGUUUCUAACUCAGACCCUGAAAGGUCUUUAACCUUAGCCAUCAGGUUGUUCAUGGUGUCAAAUUUUUUAGAAACUUAAAGAAAAAUUAGGAAUAGGGAGGUAAAUUAAGGUUAAGCUGUAAACAAAGCUGAGGAAAUGAAACAAAGCUCAGCAGAACAACAGAAGAAGAAACUAAAACAAGCGAGAUUACCUUUUCAAAUAUUGAGUCCUGGCGUCAAGAAUCCUGUAGCAGACACUCCUCCUCAGCGGAAAAGAAAAGCAACUGAAACCGAGUCAGAUAAUGAUGUCAGUAGAUGUGAGCCAGGAGAUAUUAAGGAGAACCAUGUCUCACCGUUGGAGAAGAAAGCAAAGGUCAUAAGUAGUGGUGGUGUGGAUAAGGAAACCAGUGACUUAAAGACUGAAAGUGCUAAGCAAGAAAAUGGAAACAAGGACAGUGUGUUAGUUCAAGUUGAAAAGUCGCCUGAAACUGAAAAGUCUGUAGCCCCUAAAACGCCAGUGGCUAAAAAGAGGGGUAGAAAAAGCACUACACCAAGUAAUUCUGCUAAAAAAAACAAGACUGAUUCUAGUCAAAAAGGUAAAGGAAGUGGAAAGAAAGGAGGUGUAACAGGACCAAAAGGAAAUGAUAAAAAGAGCAAAGAAACUUCAAAUACUAAGAAUGAAAUCGUAGAUUUUAUUGAUCUUAGUGAUUCACCAUGUAAAAGAAAUGAUGACAAAGAAAAGUCGGUCCAGCCUACUGUGCCAAAAUACAAAGAUGAAAUUAAAACAGAAGAAAUCAGUAAACAGAACCAAACAAUUAAAGAGGGCAGUAAAGGAGCUGGACAAAACACGGAAUCAAUCAAGAAAUCAGAAGAAAAGACGGUAAAAGAGAGCAAUGAUAAAAGUGAUGAACGUUUAGAAAAUGAGUUAGUAGAGGAAAAUGAUAAUGAGGAAACAACAGCAACAAAGAAAAAGAAUGUUAAUAAUUGUAAAGAUAAAGCUGAAAAAAUCAAUGACAAACAAUCUACAGAAUGUGUUGAUGAUAGUUCAACUGACAAAAUAACUCAAGAUGUUUCAAAGAAAAGUGAACAAAAGAAUACUCUAGACAAACCUGAUAAUCCAACAUCCCAUACAGAGGACGAGGCUGUACAGAUCAAUGAAAUAGCAUCUUCUUCAGAAAAGUGUGACUCAGAGUCAGAGAAGUCAAAACAAGAUGAUUUGAACUCCAGUCUUCCAAGAUUAUCUUCUCAAUCUUCUCUAGAUAAUUCAUUGUCGUCACCUUCAUCUACAAACGAGUCCCUGACAAAUAGCAACACUCCGUCAGUCCCCAACACACCCGCUUCAACUCCGGGAACUUCGGCUAAAAAAUCAUUUAAAAGCCCUAUGACGACUCCUCGUAGUAUGACUCCCAAGCAGUUAAUGAAGUUUAAAGAAAAAGAGGAGAAAAAGAAGGAGAAAGAACGCCUAAAACAAGAAAAGGAGAAAAAGAAGGCUGAGGAAAGAGAGGAAAAGAUGAGACAAAAACUGGAAAAAGAGGAAGAGAAACAAAAGUUGAAACAAGAGAAAGAAGAGGAGAGGAAGAAAGAGAAAGAGGAAAGGGAGAAAAAGAAGCAGGCAGAAAUUGAGCAGAAAAAUGAAGAGAGAAGGCUAAAAGAGGAGGAAAAACAGUUGAAAGCAGAAGAGAAGCGUGCAAAGGAAGAAGAAAGGAGAAAAAAGGAGGAGGAAGAAAAAAAGAAGAAAGAGGAGAAAAGGUUGAAAGAAGAGCAAAAAGAGGCUGAAAAACGCAAGUCUGCCCAGGCAUUUGCUAGUUUCUUUGUUAAAUCCGAAACAAAGGUAGCUGAUGAGACUAAAGAAAGUGCUCCAGUUGAAUCCAGUUUUCAGCCUUUUGAGGUGAAGAACGACAUGAGGUUGGCACCACUGGUAAGGGUACAACUGUCUAAGGAACGAAAACAAAUGCUGGAGACUGUAGUGGACUGUACUGCCAAUGGAGUGGGGCAGAGAUUGUAUCUGGAGGAGGUGAGAAGCCCCUCCUACACAAGAGGUUCGGCUACCACAACCUGGCCAGCACCCGAUGACACUGAAGAUGAUGUCAUCAUUGUUGAGUCUGAAAAACCAAAUGAAGAAAUAGAAGUGAAAAGUGCAGAGACUGGGAAAAAAUCUGAGAAGAGGAGGCACAGAGCAAAACUUCUUCAGUUCCAUGAAAACAGGAGGCCACCAUAUUGGGGAACUUGGCGCAAGAAGAGCGGAUGUAUCAGACCUAGAGCACCUCUCAAUCAGGAUAAGACCAUGUUCGAGUAUGAUAUAGACUCGGAUGAUGAAUGGGAGGAGCCAGAAGAUGGAGAGAGUCUGCGAGGUUCAGAGGAUGAGGAGUCCCAGGAUGAGCAGUACGAGGAGGACAAUGAUAUGUUUGUGCCUCACGGGUACCUCAGUGAUGAAGAGGGACAGGAUGAACUAGACGAUAAGUCCCCUGAAGCCAUGAAAGCGAGGCUGAAAUUCCUUCAGAUGGAGUUUGAGGCAGAAAGGAAUGAGAAACAGGAGAAACUGAAGCCUCGUCUGAUUGGCUGUGUCUGGUUCUGCAACUCUGUGUCUGAUUCCUCUAGUGUGGGCAGUCACAUAGCAGAACUGUUCCUGUCGCGGAGAGCAGUGUGGGAGGGCACCCUGCCAAUCAGUGUUGCCGCCCCUCUACCCUCCAGUCCUACCACGCCUUCAGGAACUAACAACGAAAACGAGGAUUCCAGAGGUGCUAAGAGGAAACUAGUCCAUGAAUCGAUGAUUCCACACAUCAUCCGGAAAGUCCAUGGAAGCCGUAGGAAACUGACCAAGCUUAUGAAAGAGUUGCUGGAGGAGCAACACGAGCCUUGCCCCCAGCCGUCCAAGCGUUGCCUGGCAGACAAGAUACGGGAGAUAGCGUCGUGGACACAUAACAGUGAGACUGGUCACCAUUGCUGGUAUGUGAAGGAGGAGGUACGACAAACACAUGGCCUGAUGGAUCUGAUCAUCAAGUCCUCCCCCCCUCCACCUACCCCUCCCGCCACCCCCACCACAAACAUCACCAAGUUCACCAAAGUGUUAACUUCGGACACGAGCGGCUCAAACUGCUCAGUAACAUACAUCACCUUGUGCUUCAUCUACAAGACCAGCGUCAAUAAGUCUCCACGCAAGUUUUAG
Messenger RNA from Homalodisca vitripennis (glassy-winged sharpshooter), 3342 nucleotides. Its product is annotated as chromatin assembly factor 1 subunit A-like. The transcript has 14 exons. Gene Ontology annotation, cellular component: CAF-1 complex; nucleus. Lineage: Eukaryota; Metazoa; Arthropoda; Insecta; Hemiptera; Cicadellidae. The record is from RefSeq and is a predicted model, not a curated record. Bases 334 to 3342 code for a protein of 1002 amino acids. Gene Ontology annotation, biological process: nucleosome assembly.